Capsicum annuum is the source of this 2120-nucleotide messenger RNA. RefSeq names its product rubisco accumulation factor 1.1, chloroplastic. The transcript has a single exon. The coding region runs from base 496 to 1845 and encodes 449 amino acids. The record is from RefSeq and is a predicted model, not a curated record. NCBI's taxonomy places the organism in Eukaryota, Viridiplantae, Streptophyta, Magnoliopsida, Solanales, Solanaceae. Gene Ontology annotation, cellular component: chloroplast.
CCACCUGCCUAAAUAUAACUAUUUUGUUGAUACAGUUGAGACUCGCCUGAUGUAGUAACUAUAACUACAUUCCAUAAAAACACAAAUCAUAAUUAUAUUUCGUAAUUACACUCUAAACUAUAGCAAUGUAUGGAAUUUUCUCUUACAUUUAGGGAAAAAAUGGAUCUUGAUUACAAGGGAGUAUCCAAUUAAGCCACUGUGUGCAAUUGCUAGUGCAUAUAAUGAGAUGAGCCUCAAAGUUAAACUAAGCCCAAUACCAGAGGCCAGAUAACAUCAUGUCACCAUGUCUGGGCUGGACUUUGUUAUUGGACUCUAAUGAAAAAGCUUAGGCCCAAUACCAGGCCCAACCAAACUCAUCAUUGGAAAUCCACAAAAAAGCCCAGAAAAAACAAAAAAUAUCAACAAACCAAACAUCAAAAAUAUCAAAAACCAAGAUAAGAUAGUUCUCUUCUUCAUCAUUCUACAGUUUCACACACUUUCCAACAGUCCUCAACCAUGUUUUCUCUCACAGUAAACUCCCCUAAACCUCUAUCUCUCUCCACCCCAUUCCUCCCUUCUCACCCCCACCCCCCACCCUCCAUAACCCACAAACCAAAUCUCACCCCAAAACCUAUAAAAAUAGUAUCACUUAUCAUCCCUCCAUCAGGUCAAAAAUAUUCAUUAGGUCCACAACAACAACAACUUUAUCAACCGUUUAGACCACCUCCCUCUCCACUUCCGCCUAAGUUCCGUAAUCUUGACACCAACUCUAAGUUGGAAGUUCUUGCUAAUCGUCUUGGCCUUUGGUAUGAAUAUGCUCCACUGAUAUCUGCUUUGUUUAGCGAAGGAUUUACUCCUCCAACUCUUGAAGAACUCACUGGGAUUACUGGUGUUGAGCAGAAUAGGCUAGUGGUUGGUGCACAGGUUCUUGAGUCUUUAGUUGAGUCUAAUGUUGAUAAAGAAACGUUGGCUUAUUUCGACACUGGAGGUAGUGAGUUGUUGUAUGAAAUUCGGUUGCUUAAUGCUAGGCAAAGAGCGGAUGCUGCCAGGUUUAGUGUUAGGAACGGUUUUGAUGCGAAGCAAGCACAGGAUGUGGCUAGGGCAAUGAAGGAUUAUCCACGUAGACGUAUGGAGUAUCUUUGGGAUAAGUUUGAUGGUGAUUCACCUGGUGAUUGUUUGGCUUUUUGGUUGUUUAGGUUAGCUCAAGAGCAUGCUGCUGCAGGUGCUAAGGAAUCGAGGGUGGAUGCAAUGGAGAAGGCGCUUGAAGUUGUGGAGUCUGAAAGCGGGAGAAAUGUGCUUGUCCAAGAACUACAAGGAAAAGAGGUUGCUAAAGAGAGUGUGGUUGAUGAUGCGAUGACAGUACCUUUGGUGAGGCUGAAGUUUGGGGAGGUAGCAGAGUCGACAACGGUAGUGGUUUUGCCAGUUUGUAAGGCGGAGCAGAGGGAAUUUGAGUUGGAGGCAGCGCCAUGGGAAUGUGUUGGCGUGGGGGAGUUUGGUGUAGUGGAGGCGGACAAGGAUUGGAGGAGAUGGGUGGUUUUGCCUGGAUGGCAACCAAUUGCAGGAUUAGAGAGAGGUGGAGUUGCGGUAGCAUUCAAGAGUGGGAAGUUUUUGCCAUGGAGGGAGAAGAGAAAGUACAAGGAAGAGCCAGUUUUGGUGGUGGCUGAUAGGGGAAGGAAGGAAGUGGCAUUGGAUGAUGGGUUUUACUUGGUGCUUGGUGUUGGCAAUGGGAGCGGUGACGAGGGAUUGAAAGUGGAAAGAGGAUUGACAUUGAAGGAAAUGGGGGUUAACAAGAGCUUGGGAAUGGUGCUUUUAGUAGUUAGGCCACCAAGGUGGGAUGAUGAAGAUCAACUGGUUGAUGAUGAUUAGGAUUGAGUUGAAAGAAAUCUAUAAAAAUGCAACCUUUGCUGUAUACUGUCAAUGGAGAAAAUUUUGGGUAUUACAGGAAUGUUGACUAGUUCAAGCUUCUCUUUGAUGCACGCAUGUGCAAGAUGAAAAAGCUUGAACAUAAACGAUGUUGUCUCAGCUGUUUUACAUUACCUAGUACUUUAUAUUAUUUAAAAGAAACAGAAAGUACAAAUUCUGGCUUCACUUGUAAUACUGAAGUGAAACAUUUGUUGAAUAAGAAAAACAUUUUUAUCUUU